Molecule: messenger RNA, 4557 nt
Organism: Carlito syrichta (Philippine tarsier)
Lineage: Eukaryota; Metazoa; Chordata; Mammalia; Primates; Tarsiidae
Gene: CYRIA
Product: family with sequence similarity 49 member A
Exons: 11
Coding region: 171-1142 (323 amino acids)
Biological process (GO): regulation of actin filament polymerization
Molecular function (GO): small GTPase binding
Source: RefSeq, a predicted model, not a curated record
UAGCAGGGUACUACCAUCUUCAGGACAGAGAAACCACAGGACUCUAGGAGACCACAGUCCUGAUUUGAGGAGCCCGACUUGCCUGGGCCAGACAGUUGCUCAGCUGGUUCAUCUCAUCAGUCUGAAUUGGUGAAACUGAAUCAACAAGAGAUAUUUCCAGGUUUGCUGGGAUGGGAAACCUGCUCAAAGUCCUUACCAGGGAAAUUGAAAACUAUCCACAUUUUUUCCUGGAUUUUGAAAAUGCUCAGCCUACAGAAGGAGAAAGAGAAAUCUGGAACCAAAUCAGUGCCGUCCUUCAGGAUUCUGAGAGCAUCCUCGCAGACCUGCAGGCCUACAAAGGCGCGGGACCAGAGAUCCGAGAUGCAAUUCAAAACCCCAAUGACAUUCACCUUCAAGAAAAAGCUUGGAAUGCGGUGUGCCCUCUAGUUGUGAGGCUAAAGAGAUUUUACGAGUUUUCCAUAAGACUAGAAAAAGCUCUUCAGAGUUUAUUGGAAUCUUUGACCUGUCCGCCCUACACACCAACCCAACACCUGGAAAGGGAGCAGGCCCUGGCAAAGGAGUUUGCGGAAAUUUUACAUUUCACCCUUCGAUUUGACGAAUUAAAGAUGAGGAACCCGGCUAUUCAGAAUGACUUCAGCUACUACAGAAGAACAAUAAGUCGCAAUCGCAUCAACAACAUGCACCUAGACAUUGAGAAUGAAGUCAAUAAUGAGAUGGCCAAUCGAAUGUCUCUCUUCUAUGCAGAAGCCACACCCAUGCUGAAAACCCUUAGCAAUGCCACAAUGCACUUUGUCUCUGAAAACAAAACCCUGCCAAUAGAGAAUACCACAGACUGCCUCAGUACGAUGACAAGUGUCUGUAAAGUCAUGCUGGAAACUCCGGAGUACAGGAGUAGGUUUACAAGUGAAGAAACACUGAUGUUCUGCAUGAGGGUGAUGGUGGGGGUCAUCAUCCUCUAUGACCACGUGCACCCUGUGGGAGCUUUCUGCAAGACGUCCAAGAUCGAUAUGAAAGGCUGCAUAAAGGUUUUGAAGGAACAGGCCCCGGACAGUGUGGAGGGACUGCUGAAUGCCCUCAGGUUCACUACAAAGCACUUGAAUGAUGAAUCGACUUCCAAACAGAUUCGAGCGAUGCUUCAGUAGAGCUCUGCUCAAAGAAGAGGAUCUAUGUGCUGACCUCAGAAGAUGUAUAUGUUUACAUAAUUUAAUACAGAUUGAUGUUAAUACUUGUGUAUUUACAUAACCGUUUCCUUCUUGUCACCGAAAUAUAUGGACCUUAAUUUGUAUCCUGACUGACUCAACCCAGCAGAGCAUAAAUUGACUUGAGAGCCUUACCUUUGAUGUCUGAAACGAAAACCCCUUCUCCAAAGGCAAAAUUUGGAGACUUUGAUCUUUGCUACUGGAGUCCUUUAAUGACACCUGUAACAAUCAGAAAUUCCUAAUAGUUUGUAGUAGUGUUUUAAUUCUAGGUGUGUUAUCUCUCUGGGAAUUAUAGUUUGUAGAAAUACAAAGUAUUUGAUUUCCUGUGUCGGCUCAGCUACAAGAAAUGCAACUGCUAUCCUGACAGAGGGAGAGAGGAAUCCAAGAAAAAUGCAUGUGGAGAAUCAAACCCAAGUGUCUUGAAUUCAGCACGCCCCCUCUCUGUCCUCAGACUGCAAAUCACACAUGCAACUUUUCUGUUUCCACGUGUUUUAUUAAUCAGCAUAUUCCCUUUCUGUCUGUAUUUAUAUACACCCCCAACUUUCCCUUUUAAUUUUACAAGAGAAAAAUCACCUGUAUUCAUCAGUUAGUGGGAGAACAACUGGAAUAGAUAAAUGGAUGUGCUGUUGCUGCUAGACUGAUGAAGGUGGUCGUCUUGGAAGUGGGGGACAGGUUCACAGGGGGGUACCCAAGCAGCAGGACAGCCAUCUCUCUGCUUCAGCCCUCACCCUCUGAGGACAGGAAAAUGGAGCUCUGGCUGUGAAAUUGUAGGUAAGUUUGCCAACCUUCCACAUUCCUGUGGAGUGCUGGGUGUAUGGCUCCUCCUAAUAGGAGUCCUGUUCUCUGUAGAUCAUUUAUAUAGGAACAGAGGUCUAGGGUACUUCAUUACCAGAAAACUAAAAGGAAUUUAGAGAGGAAAAAAAUCCAUGUUUUCUGGUUCCCUGGUAUUUAAAAGGUAGCUCCUUCCCAACCCCACUGCUAGCUUGCUACAGUAAAAAAUCUCUGGUUUGGCACCUGGAUUUACCCCUAGCUCUACUAGCGAUUCAUAAUGUGAUCUUGGGGAAUUUGUUUAAGCUCUGUGAGUCUGAAUGUCCCUAUCUGUGUAAUAGGCAGUUAAAACAGACAAUCUUCAGGAGGUCUAAGAGCUGACAAAAUGACUGACUCCACCCUUCUUCCUUAGUAAGUAGUCCAGUGAGCAUCACCCCACCUUAUCCUGUUGAUUAACAAUGUUACAUGAUCUGCAGUCUUUCUGUCUGUAGAUCAGAGCUUAGUUAGAAAGGAAUCUUGAAAAUCUUCUAUUCUGACCCCCAGUGAAAAAAUAAGACCCAGAGGAUAUCGUCAUACACGAUGCCUUCUUGUGGGAUUAAACCCCAGGAUGCUUCACUCCUGACUCCAUGCUCUUUUUUUUUUUUUUUUAACCAUACGGCCUAUGAACACACUCUAUAAGAUGGGACUUGACACUUUUAAAUAAAUUUCCAGUCUGGCCUAUAUUCUUACUUGCCUGUUUCCACUAGAAUAAAAGAGUCAUCCAGACAAUUAGUGAAUGAUAAUCCUGGAAGCUGGGUCUGGGCACAUCAGGGUUUGGCAUAAUUUAUAACAUCCCAAGGAAUGAGUUAUAAGACGUCAUUGCUUUCUGGACUUUAGUGUCAACUGAUACUGCCUUGGGUCUCUAAGAAAAGGAGAGAAGUACUUGUUUUAUUUUGUUUUAACAAAGAGAUGCAGUCAAGGGGCAGAAAAGAUUUUCUGGUCUAUAUCUAAACAUCAGUCAACAGAGAAAGGAAAAACUCUUUUUCUUGGAGAUUUUUAAGUUGAAUAGGUACAGCUGCUUGGAUGGAGGGUCUCUCAUCAGAAAAGAAAUAUGCAAGAUGGCUUUCAAUACCUUUUCCAACCUAGAGAUUUUUAAAUCCUAGAGGAAGUCAGAAAAUGUGGUCACAAAAGGUGAGCAAAAUCAUUAAAUAUUCAGCUAAGAAAUGUUCUAUUUGGCAGGCACGUGUUAUGCUUAAGCAACGAUUGUCAGGACUAGAAAUACAGAAGCACACAAUGUUUUUUGGGUCCAUUUUUUUUCCUUUAUCAGGUGAGGAGAUGAAGGAUUGAAGAAAGGAAAAGGACUUGCCAGCCACCAAAGGGCUCUUGAGGCACUUGAACCUAAGACGUGUCUAUACCACAGCUGCCUCUCAGCUGUCUAAAGAAGAAAAUGUUAGGGAUUAUCUGUCAAAUUAUAUUUAUCUCAGAGUAAACAGUUGAGCACAUUUAUAAUUUUAGAGUUUCUGUCAAAUGGGAUCAAGCAUGUGGGAAGGGCUGCUGGCCUGCCCUAAUUUAGCCAGACCACCUUGUCUUGAAGCCAAGAUUCAGCAGUACAUGGAUUCUGAAAAGCCCAGGGUCUGAAUUGUUGCCUCUGAUUAUUGGGAGGACAGGUUAACUGAAUGUCUGUGAUCACUAACAGUUGAUGGGCCUUGGGUCCACACCAGAGCUAUUGUGGGAGACAAAUUCUUUUAACAGAAUGUCCCCCAGGCAUCAGGAAUCCUUGAACAAUCACAGGGUUUUUUUCUUCUGUGCUGCAUGCACAUGUGUCCAAGACUUAUGGGUGGUUUAGGGGAAAGUACUAGCCACAGUGUUGACGUCAUUGUUAACUAUAUUUCAUAUUUGAGGUCUCAUUGUUUUCAAAUAAACAGUGUUUUCCAUGGCUCAGAUAUUUAUUUUUGGGCAAACAACAAGGUAAAAAUUAUGUUUCUCAGAUACAUUGCUACUUGGGGAUUAUAACUCUGUUCUCAGAAACCUUUCAUAUGCCACCAAGAAUUGGUAGUAAAAAACAAGUGAAAAUGAAUGUUUUGAACUGUGCUGACCCAAUAGGGCUGGAGUAUUAACAACCAGAAGGAAAGAUUUGAAUAUUACCUUUUAACUAUGAGUUAAUAUCAUGUUUGAUCAACAUUUGCUCCCAGUCAUCACCAUGAUAUCAAGACAUUAAUGAUAAACUGAGGUUUCUGAUGCAUAAUCACAUUUAAGUAAAAAUAAUUUCAUACUAUCCCAAAAGAAAAAUAAAUCUUAUGCAAUGUUAGGAUUCAAUUGUGCAGUAGAAUUCAGAGACUUCUUAUUCAGUUUUGUAUUCUAGACAGCUACAAUUUUGUAAUGUUAAUAAUAAACCCUGAAAUUUUAUCUUAAAGAACCCAAAACUUUGGAACCCCAUUUUCCCACUACAUCUAUUAACAUAAAGGCUGUUGCAUAUACCAAGUCACUUUAAAAAUUGUCAUAUGUUGUUUGCUGAAGUCACUGUAAUUUUUUUUUUUUUUUUUGCUUGCUUUGCCUUUUUUUGUACAGAAGUUUUAAGUGUGAAAUGAAAAUUAAAGUUUGGUACAUAUAU